Messenger RNA from Oryzias melastigma (Indian medaka), 6542 nucleotides. It is a transcript of the gene mtus2b, whose product is annotated as microtubule associated tumor suppressor candidate 2b. The transcript has 15 exons. The coding region runs from base 632 to 4120 and encodes 1162 amino acids. Gene Ontology annotation, molecular function: microtubule binding. Gene Ontology annotation, cellular component: cytoplasm; nucleus. The record is from RefSeq and is a predicted model, not a curated record. Lineage: Eukaryota; Metazoa; Chordata; Actinopteri; Beloniformes; Adrianichthyidae.
GCCUUUUUUUUUUAAACCAUGUACACUUCAUUUUUAAACUGUUUUGGUGGCCAAUUUUCAGUGUAGUUCAUACUUUUUUCAUCACUUCUGUCUUCAAAUUUUAUUUCACGCCCAAAUUUGUUUAUCAACUGUUAAUAAAUUAUUAGAACUUUUUUCUACUGAAAUAAAACAUUGGAUUCUCUGUCAAUAGUGACCUCUAGAGGAUUUUUUCCUUUUAUAUUCUGACUUUGAGAAACAGUUCCGGUUCCCGCCUGCAGGGGGCGAUCUGAGUCCUGGUCAGCAGGUGUCUCCUCCUCUCGGCUCCUCUCGGCUGCUCUCGUAUCUUACCGGGUUUCCAGCAACGCUGCAGACCGAGCCCUCUCCGUGUCAGUUCAAUCUGGCCGUCCUCCUCUCUCAUCAUCCUCACUGUCGAGCUCUUCUGCGGGGGAUAAUCCGGAUCUGAGCGGACAACCAGGAUAGAUUACAUGAAGGUGUUUGGGACUCUACUGGGAAAACAUGUGACAGCAGGUCCUUGUUGUGCCACAAACACCCUUUAAUCAAUAAGCUGGUUUUUCAGACCUGACGGCAUGCAGGAGUGAUUUUUUUCUUCAAGCCCCCCUCAGGGUGCUGUAAACACAGAUCCAUUUCCACCAUGUGUGAGCGAGGAAAGCCGUUUGCCAAUGGGGAGUUACAGAAUAACAACCCGCGGGGUGCCAUGCCGGCUGCCGGAGAUGCAAACGCCAACGAGAUCCAGGCAGAAGAUGGUAGAGGAACAGGAGAUGGUGACUCUCUGUUGGGGCUGAUGGCAGACACGUCAGAGCGGGAUAAAGUCAUCAUUUGGGGUACAGACUCUCAGUGUGACGACCCCGAGCUGGCUGAGUUUGAGAUGCUGGAGUGCCAGGAGCUGGAGGCUUACCUGGUUGAGGAGGAGGAGGACUUUGUUGGACUUGCGGAGAGGAAGGAACUUCUGGAGCAGCCCUUAUCGGAGGACAAAGCCUCAGUACGGCAAGCAGGUGACGCCUCAAGCCAAAAGGAGAAGAAUGCACAUGUGGAUGUUACCCACCAGCAGAAAUCAAGCCUGGCUGAGAUCAGAGAGGAGUCCCGGACAGACUUGAGCUCUGAAAACGAGGCGUUUGUCACUUGCUUGUCCUCCAUUUCCAGCAUCGCCACGGCUACACAGAUGACCGAGUCCUGGCACGCCGCCUCUGGUCCUCACUCAGAGGACGUGGCGUCUCAAACGUGUGGCACCGUCUCCGAAAGCUCUCUCAGACCCGAUCCAUCUCUAUUUAGCACAAAAAAGCAGAGAGACUUUGACAUGAAUUUGAACUGUCACUCAGAGGAUGCCCUAUCACAAGGAGAGGCGACGAACUUGCUGAAGGAUGUAAGCGACAAGCACAAAGGCAAGAAUGAGACGGGAAACUCGGUGUCAGGAGUCGGCGAUUGUACUGACGCUUCAUCCUCUGCAAAAGAAUCCAAAGAGGAAAGCAACAGUAAAAGGGAUAAAAGCACCCAAGCUGAUGAAACUCCCGACUUGAUCAAAGCAGCCAAAACGGGCACUCCGUCAUCAGCUGAGAGCAAAACCUUGAAGAAACAAGGAUCAUUUGAUAACUCACUGAAGAAGCAGAGUUCCUUUGACAGGAGUUUCAAAAAGCAGCCUUCGUUUGAGAAUACUUUACUGAAAAAGCAGCUUUCCUUUGACAACUCCCUAAAAAAACAGGGCUCCUUUGAGAAAACCAGCACCUCCAACUCUUCAAGCCUGGAGAGGAGGAAGCCGUGGGGAAGCCCGAGCAGACCGGCAGCUCCUGGCUCUCCUAAAACUGGAUCCUGUUCUCCCAGGAGAAGACCGUCUGGCUCUCCAGCCAAAGUCCAGAGCAGCCGGGCUGUGAGUUUGGAGCGCAGCGACUGCCUUCACAAAAAUGCCGCCCCUCCAUUAAAGACGAGUGUGAGCUGCAGCGGGAUCCCCAAACCUGUCACGUGUCAGCAGAAAGACAACGAACCCGAGAAACCCAAAAACGUCCGACCAAAAAUCAUCACGUACGUCCGCAAAAGUACGCAACCAAAGCCGCAGGAUGAACCCUCCACAAGGCUACCUUCUCACCAUGACCAACCAGCUCAAAACGACUCGAAGGCUUUCCCCCAGUCAAGAUCCACACCAGUGCUCUCUUCCUCCAACCUGCUGUUUGACAAAUACCGACAGGAGAUGCAGAAAGCCGGAUACACUGGUGUGAGCGGCGUCAAACCGCCGAGCACCACCGUUCCCAUGAGGCCGGGCGGGAAGUCCGCAAGCUUUCACGGUGAGAUGUCCAGGAAAUAUCUCCACGAGCAUGUUCCACAAGACGGUGGAGUCUUGCACCGCUCACCCAGAACCUUAAGGCCUCAGCUGGGGUUGGGGGCGGUGACCAGGCAACCUGUGGCCAACACUCGGCUUCAGCACAUGGGUCAAAAGGCAGCUAACGCCUCGUGUCAGUCUACUCAGGCCGCCAAGGUUCCUCCUCUGGGAAACCAUGAUCUACCAGGACAGCAGAAAAGCUCUGGUCCAGAAACUACCCCUAAAAGCCUCCUGCUCAAAUCAGGCCAGUCCGGCCUUCGUCCUCCAGGCUUCUCUGCCCUUCCGGUGUCCCGACUGGCUGCUUUUGGCUUCAUCCGGAGCUCCAGCAUCUCAUCCGUCUCCAGCGACAGCAGCCAGGGUGACCCCUGCCGAAGCGCUCAGCUUCCCAGCUGUGGAGGCGAUGGCGCACCUCCGCAGAAAGCUGCAGCUCCUCAAAGCAAGGCGGCCAUCGCUACCAGCAGACCUCAGCCUCCCAACGCUCCCAGCAUGCAGCGCCGCAGUCUGCCCACGCAGCCCUCCUCCCCGUUCGCUUCAAGGAAAGAGUUCCAGAAAGACACAGAGAGUGCAGCAUCACCAAAAUCUUCACCAAAAAGAUUCGCGGUUGUUUCUCCGAAGCUGCAGUCUCCUGCUCGAGGGCAGACGGCGGUCUCUGGGGCGGUUCGGACCGUACGGGCCCAGCAGCUGGACCGGGCUCUGAUCCAGCAGCUGCAGGAGCGCUGCGACCAGCAAGCCCUGCAGCUGCAGAGUCUCCAGGCUCAGCUGAAGAAGGCCUCCCUGUGUCUCGAUGUUUUCAGCAUCACCACGCAGCAUUUUUGUCACAAGAGUGAGAGCGCCGUUGUGAGGGAGAGGGAGCUGUCCCUGGAGCUCGCCAAAAUCAGGGAUGAAGUUGCUUUCAACGUUGCACGGUGGGAGCAGCUGCAGCAGGAGAAGGAGGACCUGGAGCGCCGUUUUGAGGAGGAGCUGCAGGGACUACGGACGCAGCAGCAGAGGGAGCUGGGAGCGCUGGAGGAGCGUCUGAAGGUGGAGCAUCUGGACGAGACGGAGAAGCUGCAGGCCCAACAGCGAGCAGAGCUGGAGGAGCUGCAGUUCAGACAGCAGGAGCAGCUUGAGGAGAUGACUGAGAGCCAUGAAACGUCCCUGAUGGAGAUGGAGACGACCCACAACGACACCAUGGCCACGCUGCAGGAGGAGCACGCCAGGACUGUAAAGAAUCUAAAGAUGGCCCAUGAACAACAGAAGAAGUCACUGGAAGAAGAGUUUGAAAAGAUCAGACUUUCACUUCAGGAUCAGGUGGACACCCUGACCUUCCAAAACAGAAGCCUCAGAGAUCGAGCAAAGCGAUUUGAAGAAGCUCUUCGCAGAAGUACGGAUGAGCAGAUUGUGGACGCUUUGGCUCCAUAUAAACACAUCGAGGAGGACCUGAAGAGCUUGAAAGAAGUUCUGGAAAUGAAAAAUCAACAAAUCCAUCAACAGGAACUGAAGAUUGCAGAACUGGAGAAAAUACAGGCUGCAAAGAAUGUUUACCUGGAGGAGAAGCUGCAGGUGUUGCAGCAGCAGAACGAGGACCUGAAAGAGCGAAUAGACAAGAACGUCGCCGUGUCCAGACAACUCUCAAAGGAGAACGCCAACCUGCAGGUGAACGUAGAGAAGGAGAGCAACGAGAAGAAGAGGCUGAGUCGCACCAACGAAGAGCUGCUGUGGCGCCUCCAGACGGGCGAGCUGAGCCCCCGCAUGUCCCCAACCGGCUCCCCCAUCCACCGGCCCUCCUCUGGACCCGGCUCCCCGGCCCGCCCGCACUCCUACCAUCAAUGACAUUCUUCAAUCGGAGAACAAACCCUCAUGCUUAGACCAUCGGUCUCAUCUAUUUUAGGCUCAAAUCAGCAAAGAAAUGUUAUCUUUUAGACAUUUGAAUCUCUGACAAGAUGAAUUGUACUGAUGACUCAAUAAUUUAAUCAAUAUUUUGGAUGAAUGCCCUCAAAAAUAGACCCAUCGUCAUUUCACCUUCAGCUGAACUUCCUGUAAUCGGGAUGAAGGGCGAAGAAGACAAAAAAACACAAGAAGCGCCUUCUACCGUUCAUUCUCUGCCACCAGCAGCAUCUGCCAUGAAACAGGCAAUACUUGAGGAAACCUCUCAAAAUACUUGCUCUCAAAGCACACGUUUGUUUUCAUGAACAUCUUUCCAUUUUCAAUCAGCCAUCCCACCUUCUUCAAAAAGCGCAGUCUUUUAAACUCACUAACACUGACGAAAAAGCGCGACUGUCUUCCAAAUCACGUUAUUUUAUCUUUUCUCUGUACAAUGUUUAACAAUAAUGAGGCAGAGAGGCCUUAAAACUGAACAGAUUUCUGAUUCUCGGCCCUCAAUCAGAACAAAAAACAGAAGAACCUCAAAUCCUGAACAUCAAAGUUGCAAUCACUUAAGACUACGGUCACGUAUUCCAAAAAAUUCCAACACAUGGCGACCUAAAUGCAAGUCUUCAUCUGAAUCAGCAGAUGGCAGCGCGGCAGUAUUUGUUAUCGGGAGGUGACAGGGGUACAACUCCACAAUUUUUCUCUAUACGUUGACGUUGGUCAGUGGCAGCCCGGGCUCGUUUUUAGGUCAUCAGGUGGCAGUCCAGUAACAGACGGGUGGCAGGGAGGCAGCAGUGUGAUAAUAAGGUGGUAAGAGGGUCUCCAAGAUCCUCAAAAUCGUCUGAUGAUCAUCCGAUUUCAGACCUGCCAUUUCGCUACCAACACCCAAUUGUUAGAUAUGGUACGGUAGCAGCGUGAGGACUCGAUGAGGGCUGUUGACAUGGGCCAGGGGCCCGGUGAUGAUCAGACGUCAAUCUGCCAAUCCCGGCCACCGAUUGUCCAAAUGGGGAGACAGCAUCGAUGCUGCACAAAACUCAUCGUGCCAUUGACAGUGACUCACCUGUGUAUUGACGAAUUGUGACUGAUCCUGAGAAGAAUACGAAGAAGACAGAAAUAUUGCGCUUUCUUGGGAGGUUUGUUGUCUAAAAAUGUGUAAAUUGACAAGAUUAUGAUGUGUGCUUAAAAUUUGAGCUGCGAAUGACCAGUGUUGCAGAAUGGGCCGCUUUUUAUACACCUCUGGGCCAGCUACCGGACAGCUGGUGGUACUUGACGUGGACGGAGACAUUUACACAUUGUGCAAUCAGAGCUGCCACAGCCUAGCUGUUGUACGAUCUCAUAAAGGUGAUUUUUAAAAAUUGGGCGGGAUCAUAAAAUCUUGAGGAUUCUGCCUCCCCAUUGUGCGGUGGCAUAAUGGUGUACUAGUGACCGUAGCUUAACUGAGCUUUGCCAUCUACUGGGAUUCUUUGCUACAGACAUAAAAUCUAAAUGUUGCAGAUGAUACUAAAUAUCCCCACAAUUGACAUCUUUGCUGGAUUUAAUGCACAAAACUCUCUUUAGCAAAACCUUGUGCGCAUUUUCAUCUCAGAGACGUGGACUGCGAGCAUGCAAAUUGGGCUGCAGCGUUACCUCAUUUUUUUAUUUUUAUUUCUUUCAUUGUUAAUCUCAGGACUGGAGAAGCAUUUCAAGUCAUCAAAGGGAAGCUACUGCCAUAUCCCUCAUUUUUAGAUUUGCUGUCCUUUUUUCAUGUUUACAGCAACAAUCAUUUCAGAAAGUCGUUUUUUGUCUUGAAAGACGUCAGACUCCAGCUGUAAGACCUGACAUUUUAUCGAGGUUAGAGUUUGAACAGACGAUUACACUUUUUGUACAGUUCUUGAUGACGUUGAGUCAAUCGGGAGUUUCUGCAGCAGGAAUUAGAUAAAUGUGGAUCAGGCGAAGGGUUUCGUUGUGAUCUAAGGAGGAACGACCCAUCAAUCAGGUUCUUUGAAAGCACUGAUUACCUCUGUGUCCCAUGGACAUGUUCUCAUUUGCUGAAUGUUUGUUCAACACUACAUAAGUGCUUUUGUUUACAGCUUCUGUCCAAUGUAACAUGGAUGUCUCUGCUUCUGUUAGUUUACAGGACGUCUGUCGGUGAGAUUGUAUUAGCGUUUUACAGAUUCCUUUCUCUGGUUACGUUUCUAUGACCGCAUGUCUUUAAGAGCUGGCUGAGUGUUACUUUUGUACAUUCCACUGUUAUUUAUUAUCCCGCUUGCAGAACCUAAACCGUAGCCAAACAUGUUUAAAUUAUUGUGGUCGAUGAUGAAAGUACAUACUGUCUAUGUUGCAUUUUGUAUUUCAAUGUAAAAAAGAAAAAAAAAACCCUAGUCCACACAUAAAAUCACUAAUUGAA